AGCCAACUCACCCUGAUCUGAAAUCGUUUUUUUUAAUUCCUACACACAAUUUAUUAUUUCACCAGAUCUGUACCUGAAAGUUUAAAUUUUUCCUCUGUUUGUCGGAAGAAUUGCGCAUUGCGCUAAUUUUUAUUAUUUCUGUUUUCUCAGAAGAGAUAAAAAACGACUACCUUCCCUCCAAACAGGUCAAGAAUUUAAACUUUCGGUGCAGGUGUGGCAAAAAUAAAUUUAAAUUGUUGAUAAUUUAUUUUCUAGUUUAACAACGGAUUUAGCUUACUGAGGUCGUUGUUGUCGAGAUAUUCAUGUGCGUUUUUGUUUAAAAAGUAAAACAAGCUAACCUUUAAAGUGAAACACCGUUAAGUAAAAUAAUAUUUCAAUUCAUUAAUAAAAACUGCAAGAAGUUUUCAAUUUUAUUUAUAAUCCUGAAAGUGAAUAAAUAAGUUUCAUAAUUGUUUUCAAAAUGUACACAUUCCAACCUUACGUUUUUACUGAACAUUCUCCUAAUGGUAUUGCAAAACCUAAAGGAAGAAUUAAAUCAAAUAUAGGAUGUGAUGGUAAAAAUUUGUACGUUUACGAAGGCAUGGAUCCAACGACUGCUGUGGCUUUUCGAGAUGAAUCAACUGGUUCUUUGUUUGACGAAUCACGGUCUGACUUUCGUGAUAUCUGGGUGUACAAUUUAGCUGAACAACAAUGGAGAUUAAUGAGAAAUGAUAGUAAUUUACCACAUGAUAAAGAUAUCAAUUUUGGUGCUAUUUUUGAAUCAAAUUAUUUAGUUACUUGGACAAUACGAGUACCUUUUAAUGACAAACUUUCAAGUCGCAAAGGCCGAUUACAUAUUUAUGAUUUAAAUACUGAAAGUGCACUUGCCCGAAGGACAACUGGACAAAUUCCAAAUCCUUCAUUUCCACAGAAUUUCAUUCGCCAUGGAAAAUAUAUUUAUACUGUCGGAAUCGAAAAAAAUUAUGAAAACUUUUCCGAUGUAUAUAAAUUAAACAUGGAAAAUGGUGUAUGGGAAGUUGUCUACAUCUGUCGAGGACUUGUUGCCAAUGAACCAGUUGGCAGAAUGAAUAGUACUUUAGUUUAUGGUAACAAUAUGAUUUAUAUAUUUGGUGGGGUGAUGGAUGGUUCUGGACUUAAUCCAUUUUCGUUUGUCCAAAUAUCGGCGUUUGAUAUAGAAAAAUGCCGCUGGAAAAUAAUAGACACUCUUGGUGAUGAAAAUCACAUACCGCAAUAUCCAUCUGAAAGAGAUCAUUUUGGGGUAACGAGUUACACUGACCCGGGUUCUGGUGAAAUAAAUGUGAUAAUAUCUGGAGGAACAGUUGAUAAUAAUAGAGAUACGUUCAAUGAUGUCUGGAGAUUGAAUCUCACAAGUUUAAAAUGGACGUGUCUUGAGAGAUUUGGUACUGUCUUACCUUGUCACAUUGAUAGUCAUUCAAUGACAGUUUCUCCUGCUGGAAAAUUAUUCACAUUUGGUGGAUAUAUUUUUAAUAAUGAUACGCAACAAGGACUUUGUUUAUCUACUUUACACUCAACUUGGCUCAGGAUUCCCAAACUCACAGAUAUUUGCUGGGAAGCUGUUUUCCAUUACUACCCAAACUUGAAAGCAAUGACUGACAAAGAAAUAAAGUCUCUCGGUAUCCCACCACACUUCUUCAAGUCCCGUAUUAAUUAAUGAAGUAUCUAUAAACAAAUUCUAUGUAUUCAUUGUAAUAUUUAUGACACACUAGCACUUAAAAUUGUAAUGGUCAGAAAUUCAUGAAAAUUGCUGAAAAAUUGUGUCAGAGUUAAGUACGGAUGUUUUUAUAUGCAAAAAUUUAUUAUAUAAACAUUUAAGAUAAACAAUUCAAUAGUUAAAUUA
This is a messenger RNA of Microplitis mediator, 1858 nucleotides long. RefSeq names its product kelch domain-containing protein 10 homolog. Gene Ontology annotation, biological process: positive regulation of stress-activated MAPK cascade. Gene Ontology annotation, molecular function: protein binding. Lineage: Eukaryota; Metazoa; Arthropoda; Insecta; Hymenoptera; Braconidae. The coding region runs from base 461 to 1672 and encodes 403 amino acids. The record is from RefSeq and is a predicted model, not a curated record. The transcript has 3 exons.